Messenger RNA from Cetraspora pellucida, 142 nucleotides. NCBI's taxonomy places the organism in Eukaryota, Fungi, Glomeromycota, Glomeromycetes, Diversisporales, Gigasporaceae. The record is from the annotation of a GenBank genome assembly.
AUGGCAUUUCAAGAGAUGAAUAAUAAUAAAACCCUUGAAAAAUUCCAAUAUUUAACUCAUAAACAACAUUUUUUAAAUCAAUUUGAACAAAAAUUCACAUUAACAUUAACAACUAAAGAUAUUGGAAAUAAUAUUUUUCAAU